Molecule: messenger RNA, 2034 nt
Organism: Vicia faba (fava bean)
Lineage: Eukaryota; Viridiplantae; Streptophyta; Magnoliopsida; Fabales; Fabaceae
Source: the annotation of a GenBank genome assembly
AUGUGCAGCGGUAUGGGGUAUGAGAAUGAGAAUGAAGAAGGGCGGCGUCUGGAUGUUUAUUCUUUGCUUGAAUUUUCAGCUGCAGAUGAUGUGAUUGGUUUCAAAAACGCCGUCGAAAACGAGGGUUGUGAUGUUGAUGAGGCUGGCUUGUGGUAUGGGAGAAGGGUUGGUUCGAACAAAUUGGGUUAUGUUGAGAGGACUCCUCUUAUGGUUGCUGCUAUGUUUGGAAGCUUGAAUGUUUCGGCGUAUAUUCUUGGAACGGAUUGUGUUGAUGUUAAUCGGGGUAGUGGAUCAGAUGGCGCCACUGCUCUUCAUUGUGCUGUUGCUGGGGGUUCUGCUGCUUCGGCCGAGAUUGUUAAGCUUUUGCUUGAUGCAUCGGCGGAUGCUGGUGCUGUAGAUGUGAACGGUAAGCGGCCCGUUGACUUGAUUGUCUCGGUUGGGAAGUCUAUGUUUGAUUCGAGGAAGAGGAUGCUGCAAGUUCUUCUUGAGGGUACGGGCGGCGCUGAGCAGACAUGUCUUAUAUUUCCGGAGACAAUUGACGGUUUUGAUGAAUAUGAAAGGCAAGCUUUAAACUCGCCUCGUUUUUCGAAAGAUUAUCUUGUUGAUCUUUCUCUUCCUGACAUAAAGAACGGAAUAUAUAGUACCGAUGAGUUUAGGAUGUAUACAUUCAAAGUGAAGCCUUGUUCAAGGGCGUAUUCUCAUGAUUGGACCGAGUGUCCUUUUGUUCAUCCGGGGGAAAACGCAAGGCGACGCGAUCCGAAGAAAUAUCCUUAUAGCUGUGUUCCUUGUCCUGAGUUUCGCAAAGGAUCGUGUAGCAAAGGGGAUUCGUGUGAUUAUGCUCAUGGUAUUUUUGAGUGCUGGCUUCAUCCUGCGCAAUAUCGGACACGUCUUUGCAAGGAUGAGGGCUCGUGCACAAGAAGAGUUUGCUUCUUUGCUCACAGGGUUGAGGAGCUUCGCCCCUUGUAUGCUUCUACCGGUUCUGCUAUUCCAUCUCCAAGAUCAUAUUACAGCAGUGCUUCUGCAUUAGAGAUGAGUUCUCUUAGCCCUACCACGCUUGGUUCUCCGUCUGGUUUGAUGCCGCCCUCGUCAACACCGCCUUUGACUCCAUCCGGAGCGUCUUCUCCUGUUUCUGCGGCAGCUAUGUGGCAGGUACAAUCUAAUGUUUCGGUCCCUACCCUUCAGCUUCCCCGAAGCAGGUUGAAUUCGGCAAUAACUGCUAGAGACAUUGAUUCAGAUAUUGCAAUGCUUAGGGCUGAAACUCAGCGGCGAAACCAGCAACUAAUGAUGGAUGAGAUAUCCGGUCUUUCCUCGCCUUCCAACUGGAAAAAUUCCAUGCCUAACAGUUCAUCUUUUCCGGUUUCUUUGAACGAUCAUACUACUGGCGAACUAAAUAAGUUUUCGGGUGUGAAGCCUACUAACCUCGAAAACAUUUUCGGAUCACUUGAUCCAUCAAUAUUGCAUAAAUUCCAUGGAAUGUCACUUGAAGCUGCAGGAACUCAGUUACAAUCUCCAACCGGAAUCCCAAUGUGUCCAAAUAUGAAUCAGCAGAACUACUCUUCCAGUGUGAUUGGAUCCCCGACUAGAUUUGAUCCUUCCGGGGAGUUAUCUGCAGCGGCUUUGAAUUCAAGAGCUGCCGCCUUUUCCAGGAAGAGCCAGAGCUUUAUCGAACGCAGCAUGGCAAACCGUCAUUCCGAGCUUCUUUCUCCUGUCAAUCCUUACGCCUUUUCCAACUGGGGAUCACCCGACGGAAAACUGGAUUGGACCAUACAAGGUGAAGAACUUUACAAGCUGAGGAAAUCGUCUUCUUUUGGAUUUCGAAGCAGCAAUACUCCUUUAACUACACCGGAAAAUGACAAUGAACCAGACGUCUCUUGGGUUAAUUCGCUUGUGAAGGACGCUACCCCGCAGGAAUCUAGCCGGAUUAUCGAUGAAAAUCAGAAACGGAAACUGCAAUACAAUCUUAACAACGGAACAGACGCGAUUCCAGCUUGGUUGGAGCAAUUGUACAAGGAUCAAGAACAAACUGUGCAUUGA